Molecule: messenger RNA, 1245 nt
Organism: Lactuca sativa (garden lettuce)
Lineage: Eukaryota; Viridiplantae; Streptophyta; Magnoliopsida; Asterales; Asteraceae
Source: RefSeq, a predicted model, not a curated record
AACAAAACAGCCGCUGCUUGCCUGCUUAACGAGUUACGACUUCCCGACGACUGUUCUUUCAGAGGCCUUAUCGCCGGCGACCACCCUACUGUUUAUCUACUUUUGCUUGGCGUACCCAUACACAUACCCUAGAUUUUCUCCAAAGAAUUUCCUUGCAUUUUCCCUAAGAAUCUUCGUUUUUCUCACACAAUUCUUAAAAUUUAGGGUUGUGCGGAAGGGCUAAAAGAUGGUGUUCGGUCAGGUGGUUAUCGGUCCUCCGGGCUCCGGCAAGACCACUUACUGCAAUGGCAUGUCGCAGUACCUUCAACUCAUCGGGAGGAAAGUCGCUAUUAUUAACCUAGACCCUGCAAAUGAUUCAUUGCCAUAUGAUUGUGCAAUCAACAUUGAGGAUCUUAUAAAACUCAGUGAUGUGAUGAAUGAGCACAAUCUUGGUCCUAAUGGAGGUCUUGUUUAUUGUAUGGAUUACUUGGAGAAAAAUAUCGAUUGGUUGGAAUCUAAAUUGAAGCCACUUCUGAAAGAUCACUAUUUUCUCUUUGAUUUCCCUGGCCAAGUAGAACUAUUCUUCCUUCACUCAAAUGCAAAAAAAGUCAUCAUGCAACUUAUCAAAAAACUUGAUCUUCGGUUGACAGCUGUCCACUUAAUAGAUGCACACCUGUGUAGUGACCCUGGGAAAUACGUGAGUGCAUUGCUUCUCUCACUAUCAACAAUGUUGCAUAUGGAAUUGCCACAUGUCAAUGUUUUAUCAAAGAUUGAUCUUAUUGAGAACUAUGGAAAACUAGCCUUCAAUCUUGAUUUUUACAUGGAUGUUCAAGAUUUAUCUUAUUUACAACAUCAUCUUGAUCAAGAUCCCCGAUCUUCUAAGUAUAGAAAACUUACAAAGGAACUGUGUGAAGUGAUUGAAGACUUUGGAUUGGUCAAUUUCACUACUUUGGCUAUUCAGGAUAAAGAGAGUGUUACAAAUCUUGUGAAAUUAAUAGACAAAACAAAUGGUUAUAUAUUUCAAGGGAUUGAUGCUACUGCAGUUGAAUUCAGCAAAAUUGCUAUUGCUCCAACAGAUUGGGAAUACUAUAGAACAGCAGCAGUGCAAGAGAAGUACAUGAAAGAUGAUGAUAAUUUUGAUUCUGAUGAUUGAUUCAAGAUGUGAUCUUUUUUUUUUUUAUAUAUAUUUUCUUAUGAUACAUGGAAGUAGUAUCAAGAUAUGUAAUUUGUACUUUGGUUUAUAAAAUUUUGUGUUCUUUUUUUUUU